AUGGAGGCCGGCCUCCCAAGCGACGCAGUCUUGGCCAUCCUUAAGAAGCUAGCGGUGCAGGACCCUCUGUCUUUGCUGCGAGCUACCUUCGCCUGCAAGUGUAUCUUGGAAAUGGCGGAGAAGAACCCUGCCGUCUGGAGGGAAGAAUUUCUGGCGCUCUAUCGCAGAGAGAUGGGCGCGAUCCGGAGUGACGAUGUGGCAAAGCUUGACGCGGGGAUCGCAGAGCAAGAUCUCGCUUUCGUUCCAUUUUAA
Molecule: messenger RNA, 252 nt
Organism: Klebsormidium nitens
Lineage: Eukaryota; Viridiplantae; Streptophyta; Klebsormidiophyceae; Klebsormidiales; Klebsormidiaceae
Source: the annotation of a GenBank genome assembly